UUAAACCUUUAGGGCAUACGUCUGAGAUAUCUAGACCGACCAACAUGAGAACCUGUAUUGUCGCACUUGUUUUCUGUGGAUUAAUCGCCAUCAGUGUUGGCGAACCAUGCCAGACGCUAGCUGACUGUGCCGAGACGGCCUGCACCCACCUUGACAGUCACAUCACCUGCGAAUGGCCGAGGGGGGAUUGUGAUAACGGCAGCUGCCAUGGUUAUUGCACCUGCGGCGCACUCACAGCUUGUGGCCCAUCUGGUGACUGCAGCGCCAUCCGGUGUCACGACCAAGACAAGGCCCCACACUGUGUAGAGGGAAGUUGCAAAUGUAUCGAUAUCGAUAACUGAUAUGCCCAGUAGGUUUCGUCAAUCGUAAUGUGAAAAUAACUAACAAGGAAUAAAAAUAAGAACAUUU
Messenger RNA from Mya arenaria, 408 nucleotides. RefSeq names its product serine protease inhibitor Cvsi-2-like. The transcript is spliced from 3 exons. The coding region runs from base 45 to 341 and encodes 98 amino acids. NCBI's taxonomy places the organism in Eukaryota, Metazoa, Mollusca, Bivalvia, Myida, Myidae. The record is from RefSeq and is a predicted model, not a curated record.